CAAGGUGAGGCUGUGGGGAGCCCUGAGUAGGGCUUAGCAAGCCUCUCAUAGCCGAGCCCAUAUCAAGCUAAUACCCAGCACCACGCCUUAUGCUGUUCCCCCAAAUGGCCUUACAGAUCACAUCACUCAAAUCUAACAUCUUGGUCAUGUGUCCAAUCUCUUACCAGCUCCCAGCACCAUCUUGUUACGCUGCUACCAGGUCAUAGAAUAACCACAAUGCAUCCCACAUGCAGGGUCACCUGAUGAGCAUGCAGCAACAGACUGUCCGUAGUGGGGGACAUGCAGUCUGUUAUAUACAGACCCAGAUGCAUGAGCCAGAGCCCCCCAAGGCCACUUACCGGGUGUGUAGUCUCAGGUGUGUGAAAUCGUGGCAGGAAUACCUACAUCCAGGGACCACGGUUAGAAUGGAUGAAAUCAGGCACACCUAGCAUGAUGCCCAGUGAGUAGGUGCCCAGUGAAGGUGAGUGGUUACUAGUUUCAGUCUGUUCCUUUGGGCCGGGUACUACCUUACCCCAGGCUAUUCUUGAGAAAAAUGUAGUGAGUUACAUCUUUGUUUAAACAUGCUCAGAGGCCUCCUUCCUCGUUGGCUAGAGGGGCACGAAUCACUGGAGUGAGUGGGAGGGGGCAAGAUCAGGUCGGGGGUGGGGCCCUUGGAGACAAAUUGCCAACCUUUCAUUUUGCUCAUGACCAUCUUGCCCUGCUGAGCUGGGAGGGAACACACUUGUGAACAGCUUGGGGGAGUGGGGUGGAGAUUCCAGUGGUGGGAAAAGAGGGCUUGAGGGAAUUAUACCCACAAAACCCAACCCACCACAGCAAUUGAUUAUUUUUCCCAUUUUGAAAAACUAUUUUGGGGAACUUUUUGCCUCUAAAUACUCCAGGCAUACUAUUUUGCUGCUGGUUUUUUAAUCACAAGGAUGCUGUAAUAUUAAAGUCAAUUUUAAUAGAUUAAAAAAAUCCAUUUGUAUUCACAUCACCCUAAACCUCAGCUGUUUUGACAUUUCUGAGUCCUUGCACAGUCCUUGCCCAUAAAAUCGGGUAAUGCCGCCAGCAAAAAAUAACUUAUGCAUAAUGCAUUUUAGUCUCUAAACGAAAUCAGAUGAUUUUAGAUUUAGGAAAGCUUGUAUCGGUGAAUGUGUUUAUAUUUCACUUUCUCCUGCAUUUCUACCUACCUCUCUGCAUCCCCUCCCCCAAAUUUGAAAUAAAAACAUUCUCUUAUACAAGCCAACAUUUUCCCAUGGCUUGUGUGUUUCUAGAAAUUUUGCACCUUUCAGAUCUUUCUACUGUUCCCCCCUACCUCCUCCCAUUCCAGGAAUUUUUGUCCCCAGUGGCUAACGGUGGCCAAGGUUGGAAGCUGGCUGAGAAGCAAGACCUCAGUGUAAAUUUUGGCUUCAUUACUUAUUAUUCACCAUGUGUCCUUCAGCUUGGUUUCCUCAUCUGUAAAAUGAUGACACUAAUAUUUAUCUGAGAGGAUUAUUCUGAGGAGUAAAUGAGAGAAAGUAUUUUACAUGAUGCAUUUAUUUGGACCAUUGGUUAAGUGGUAAUUGUAUUAAUUUCCUAGGGAUGCCGUAACAAAUUACCAUAAACUGAACAGCUUAAAGCAGCAGAAAUUUAUUCUCUCACAGUUAAGGAGCCCAGAAGUCUGAAAUCAAGGUGUCAACAGGAUUGGUUCCUUCCAGAGACUCUGAGGGAGAAGCUGCUCCAGGCCUACCUCCUGGUUUCUGGGGGUUGCUUGCCAUGCCUUGGCUUGUAGCUACAUCACUUCAGUUUGUGCCUCUUUCCUAACAUGGGCUUCUUCCUUCUGUCUGUGUCUCCGUGUCCUAUCCUGUUCUCAUAAGGACACCACUCACUACAUUUGGGGCCCACUCUAAUCCAGCACGACCUCCUCUUAACUAAUUACAUUUACAAAGACUCUCUUUGCAGAUAAGCUACAUUCUGAGGUUCUGGGUGGCCAUGAAUUUGGGGGGGCACUAUUCAACCCCUACAGGAACCAUCAUUAUGGAAGCAUAAAGAAUAUGACCCACUGCUCUCCUCUGCGCUGGCAAAAUCCUGCAGAGUGUCAAGGAGACCUUAGAGUGUCCUAAGGCUUUCCUGGAAGAAACACAUUUUCUCUGACAUCAUAACAUUCCUUGUUUGUAAUGCAGCCCAAGGUAAUUCACGGGCCUGCCCUGAGUCUCUCACUACCUUCUCUGUGAAAUGGGAGUCACUCUAUCGAGCAUGAUGUACUGAUCGACCCUCUCCAUGAUGCCCACAGCAUCCAGUAAUAAUAAAUCAUUGUCCGUGAGAUUCCUUAGGGAUGUGGGGAGAGCUGGCAUGAUUUUGGAGUUCUCAUGCACACUCCAUUCUCAAUGGCCUCUGAAUCAAACACUGACAUGGAAAAGGAAAAUAAAUUCUUAGAGACUCCCUGGCCCUUGUAAGACAGAGGAUGCCAUGGCCAGACUGGGUCCUCCAAGGGGUGUCUGUCUUCUAAGGCAUCACAUUUCCCUCUCCCUGGCUCUUCACAAAGGCUGGGAGAAACCAGAAAGGAAGCAGAGAGACAAAAGAAAGACAGCAGCGUUAUUUCCAGAAUGACAGAAGCAGAUUUCAUGGUUGUUUGCUGGUGGUUGUUUUCUUGGCUUUGAGAUGAUCUCGCAUUCCUGUUUCCAGCUCUUGGCAAGAGUCUUCAUUCUUGGGGAGUGACUGGGUUCCAGUGUUGCCCUGAGCUACGAGUUGAAGCCACAGACCAAGCUGCUAAGUCCUUGUUUCCAGCACAAGGCUUUGUGCUCAUGUCAUUUUGCAUCCUUUUUAAAUCCGCAGUGGGACAUGCACUACACCUAAUCCACUUACCUGCUACAAGCAACAUGGCAGAGAAUUCUCCACCUGAGACUUCAGUGCACAAGUUUUCUGUGACAUUAUCAGCAUCACUGUCACCUGUGAUCCCAGGGUUUCCCCUAAUCAACUCAAGUCCCCUCACUGAGGCCUUCCGGGUGAACUGGCUGUCAGACACUGACUUUGAGGUUGUCACCACCGGGAAGGAACAACUAGAUUUUGAAACAGGACCACACAUAUUUGAUUUGCAGAUUUGUGUGAAGGAUGACAUGGGUGUCACUGACCUGCAGGUCCUGACGGUCCAGGUAACAGAUGUGAAUGAGCCGCCUGAGUUUCAAGGCAACUUGGCAACAGGUCUAGACCUCUACAUAGUGGAAGGAGCAAAGCCUGGAUUCAUUUACCAGGUGGAGGCCUUCGAUCCAGAAGACACAAGGCAAAACACACCCCUCGGUUAUUUCCUGAUUUCCCCUUCAAAGAGUUUCAGAAUGUCUGCUAAUGGGACCCUCUUCUCCACAACAGAAUUUGACUUUGAAGCAGGACACAGCAGGUACCAUCUCAUCGUGGAAGUGAGAGAUAGCGAAGGGCUCAGAACCUCCAUGGAGCUGCAGGUGAACAUCGUGAAUAUCAAUGAUGAGAUCCCUCGCUUUACCAGCCCAACGCACGUGUACACGAUUCCCGAGGAGCUGGGUCCAGGAGCAAUUGUGGCCAAUAUCACAGCUGAGGACCCUGAUGAUAAAGGUUUUACCAGCUUCCUCUUCUACAGCAUCACUACUGUCAACAGCUAUUUCAUGAUCAAUCAGUUGACUGGGACCAUCCAAGUGGCGCGCAGGAUAGACCGAGAUGCAGGUGAAUUAAGACAAAAUCCCGCCAUAUCUCUGGAGGUUCUGGUGAAGGAUAGACCCUCUGGGGGUCAGGAGAAUCGCAAGCAGAUAACCUUCAUUGUGGAAGACAUUAAUGACAACCCCUCGACAUGUACCAAGUUCACCUUCAGCAUUAUGGUGCCUGAGAGAGCAGCCAAGGGGACGUUGCUUCUGGACCUGAGCAAGUUCUGCUUUGAUGAUGACAGUAAAGCACCAAACAACCAAUUCAACUUCACCACGCCAUCCGGAGUGGGGAGCGGCAGCAGAUUUUUACAGGAUCCAGCUGGCUCUGGGACAAUCGUGUUGAUUGGUGAUCUAGAUUAUGAAAAUUCAAGUAAUCUAGCAGCCGGCAAUAAAUACACUGUGAUAAUCCAGGUGCAGGAUGUUGCUCCUCCUUACUAUAAAAAUAAUAUCUACAUUUAUAUCCUAACAAGCCCAGAAAAUGAGUUUCCUCUUGUCUUUGAUAGCCCAUCCUACAUAUUUGCCGUGUCGGAAUUAAGCCCAUCUAGAACCCGGGUUGGACGGAUGCAAGCGACAGAUAAAGACUUCCCCCAGAGAGGCAUCGUGUACUCCAUCUCCACCGGAGGGGCCAGCCAGCACUACCCAAACAUAUUUUGGAUUAAUCCCCAAACGGGAGAACUCCAGCUGGUGACUAAAGCAGACUACGAGACAACUCCCAUCUAUAUUCUCAGAAUCCAGGCCACCAACGGCGAGGACAGCAGCUCAGUCACUGUGACUGUGAACAUCAUUGAAGAAAAUGAUGAAAAACCAAUCUGUACCCCAAACUCGUACUUCCUGGCCAUCCCAGUGGAUCUGAAAGUUGGCACAAAUAUCUACAAUUUCAAGCUCACGUGUACUGACCUUGAUUCCAGCCCCAGGUCUUUUCGUUACUCCAUUGGCUCAGGGAACAUCAACAGUCAUUUCACCUUCUCUCCCAACGCCGGGUCCAACGUUACAAGCCUGAUCCUCGCGACUCGCUUUGACUAUGCUAGUGGGCUUGAUAAGAUCUGGAACUACAAACUACUUGUCUACAUAACUGAUGACAACUUGCUGUCCGACAGGAAGAGAGCUGCAGCUCUUGUUGAAACAAGCACGGUGACCCUGAGCAUUAGUGUCAUUCCUCACCCAACCACGACUGUCACCACAACCCCCAGGCCCAGGAUCACCUACCGGAUCCUGAGGAAGAACGUGUAUUCUCCAUCGGCCUGGUAUGUGCCUUUUGUCAUCACUUUGGGCUCCAUGCUGCUUCUGGGUCUCCUGGUGUCCCUGAUCAUCCUAUUGGCCAAAGCCAUCCACAGACACUGUCCCUGCAAGGCUGGGAAGCACAAGAAACCUCUAAAUGAAGAACACAAAGAGAGAGGCGGCGGUGUUACUGGGGCAAUAUAUGAAUUCAACACAAAAACUGGAGCCAGAAAGUGGAAAGAUCCCUUAACCCAAAUGCCAAAAUGGAAGGCGUCCAGCCCUCAGGGAGCUGCUCCAAGAAGACCUGUCACUGGGGAAGGGACCGGGCCACUAAGGAGCACCCACAAGGAAGGAGAUGGGCUGAGAGACAAAGCACAGGCCAAGAAUACAGUCCCACGGUCCAGGAACCAGGACAGCAAGCCAAGCACCCCAAAGAACAGAAACUCAGCCCUUAUGGGUGGGGGGUCCCCCAAACCGCACCCAGAAAAGUGAACGGUGUCUGGCUGCCUGGCCCACAGCACAGCACAGGGCGGGAGCUUGACUGUCUGGGACGCUGCCUCACCCUACAUUCUUCGAGGGCAGGGUCGGGGUGGAGGGCUGAAAAUGUGGAGGAUCCAGGGUCCCAGGUGGAAUGUUUGACAGACUUUAAAAUGAAGGGCUUUCAUCUCAGAGUUGCCUUUUUCUGAGACAGCCCAGGAGAGAUUUUGCCCUGGCCUCAGUACCUCUGAUCAGCUGGACUGCUAACUGGUGGGUGUGGACUUGUGUUUCUUCUUCACAUUGACCUCUAGGAAGCUCUGUUCCGUUCGCCCCUAGGAAGUGCACGAGACCUCCUGCCUAAAUUCUGAGGACUACCCUCCCACCUGGUUUCACCUUAUUUUCCUGCCUUUAUUUUAGCGUCACCCAGAUUUCUUCACUUAUAAAUACAGUUCAACACCGUAUACCAUUGUAAGUCACAUCUAAUCUUUUUCAAAACAGGCAGAGCAGUGGGAAAAAAAGGAUGAAUAAUGAGUUGUUCACCUGGGAAGAAGAAAACACACUAAAUACCUUUAAUUCUUUUUCAUUAAGGUAAAACUGAUAAUGCAAUAAAGCGCACAGAUCGAAGGCAUUCAGCUCAGUACUAUGUAGACUCUUCCCUGAUGCAACCAAUAUUUGGGUCUUUAUUGUCACAGAUUACUUUUGCCUUUUUGAAAUUUCCUAUAAAUGGAAAAAGAGCUCCCCAUUUCUUUUGUAUCUGGCUCCUUUGGCUGCGCACCAUAUCUGUGAGAUUCACCCAGCUGUACUGUGAACCAGUCAUGCAGGGCUCUUCACUGUGUCUCUUAUCCCGCUGAGGGAAUCUACCACAUGUCAUUUAUCCAUUCCACACUUGGGUAGCUGCUCCAAGUUUUUUACUAUUAUAAGGUAUAGCACUGUGUACUUCCUUGUACAUGUCUUUCCAUAGCAUAAACACGUGUUUCUUCUGAGCCUCCUCCUAGGAGUGGGAUUGUAAGAGCCAUUGCUGGAAUCUGCUGAGAAUUCUGAAGUUGGUGGCUCCAACUUAUGCUUUCAACGAUGGAGAGUUCGGACAGCUUUACUCCCUUGUCAACACUUGGUGUUGUCGGUCCUUUUCAUUUUAGCCAUCCUGGUGAAAAUUCCUCUUGAACUAAAAUCACUGUUUUUCUCAAAGCUAAAACAACACCAGCCCUACAACCUACCUGCCUGGCUCCUUCCCUACCUUCUGUGAUUGGUGGAGGGGGGAACCACAGGACUCAGAGCAGAGACACAGUGGGAAGCUCUAGCCAUUCAUACAGCUGGGACUUUCACCUGUGGCCACAAGCAGUGACCUGAAAAUAAAUCUCUCUGCAAUGCAACAGGAAAUGGAAAUUUUCAGUGCGUGCCUGGUGAAGGCCGAGCAACCCUCACCUUUGCUCCAUGUCCUGCUUCCCAGCUGCUGGGCCCCUGGUCCAGUAACCAGAAGAAAGGACUAGAUGAGAGUCUACUGGAGCAGCACCCCGUUUCCCAGUUGGAGAGCCAGAUGAGAACUCUCCAGGCCCAGGAUGGCCUGUAGAGGGCAGGCAGGAUCCAUCCUGCAAAUGCAGAACUUCGGAAGGAGGAGCUGCCCGUUUAUUGUGUGCCCCUGCGUCCGUGUGACUUCUCAAGAAAAAGAAACAUUUUUAAAAUGCCCUGUCCUGGCCUAGAGCAAGCACAAUUUAUUAAUAAGCCUUGGUUGCCAGGGAACUCCCUUGAAUAGGUUUAAAUUUUGCAAAGAAGGCAGAGCUGCUCAUUUGUGGAGGUUAAAGUGGGUGAAGUGGCUGACUACCCAUUUAAGACUCUGCAAGUCUGUGGAGUCCCGGGUAAAAGACCUUCCUCAGAAGCUCUCAGCCUCAAUGCAAGUAAAAUGAGGCUCCGAGAAGGCUGAAGAGGGUGCCUGAUAACUGUUUAUGAGCCCAUUAAGGAUGAUUAAAAGGAGGGCGGUGAGCAGCUGUUAUCCCUUCUCUGGUGAUGACAGGGCAGGAGGGGAUCAUGCUUCUCGGCCAGAAGAAGAGAUUUAAGUUAGGCACAGGGAGGGACUUCCCAAAGGCUGGGGUCUGUUUGAAGAGUCAGUUCUUUCCCUGGUGAUGGGCAAGAAGAGCUGAUUAUCUUCCAAGCCCCAAGAUGUGAACCUCGAGGAACCCAAGACAUGGGUCAGGAGUGGUACCAGGAAGCUUCGAAACCACCUUUUCUUUUUGCAUAUUUGACUAUUUGAUCAGGGGAAAUCAGAAAUCUCAGGUCCAGGGCUGAGGCCAUUUGGUUUCUAACAUUUACCAGGUUUCAAAAAUAAAUUAUCUGAAUAAAAUCAAGUCAGGGACCAUUGGGGACCUUGUAAAAGUUUUCUCACAUUUCUCUCCCAAGGCCUUAAUCACAUGAAUUUACUGUAGCUAAUGUUGACUUGCCUGAUGCUGAGUCAUUAAAAAGUAAAGCAAAGAUGUUCAGGGAUCAGGACACGGAGGGGUCCACUGUUGAGGGAUGUGGAACCCCGUGGUGAAUUCUUUUUUUGUUGUUCCCCCUUUUUUUUUUUUUUUUGCCGUACGCGGGCCUCUCACUGUUGUGGCCUCUCCCGUUGCGGCGCACAGGCUCCGGACGCGCAGGCUCAGCGGCCACGGCUCACGCGCCCAGCCGCUCCGCGGCAUGUGGGAUCUUCCCGGACCGGGGCACGAGCCCGUGUCCCCUGCACCGGCAGGCGGACUCUCAACCACUGUGCCACCAAGGAAGCCUCCGUUGUGAAUUCUUAAGUUUGCGCUUUCCCUGUGCUCAGCAGGAAGCCAGGUCCGCAUCGCUGUCCGCCUGUGUUAAAAGCAUGUGUGGCUCAUGAGCAGAAACCGGGCAAUGAUGCUUUUGCUCCAUAGAGCCCUUGCUCACGUCUGUAGAUCUACCGUUUGCCUUUUUAUGUAAUGUGUUUUGUAAUGGCUGAGAAAAUUAAAGCAACCAAGUGAGUGAAUCUAGAAAAUGAUGGCUAUUGAAACGUGGCAUUUCUCAUUUCAAACUUAGUGUGUUUAUACCUCCCAUUCAUUCAGUAAAUACUUAUGGAGUGACUACUGUGUGCCAGGUGCUG
Messenger RNA from Orcinus orca (killer whale), 8415 nucleotides. RefSeq names its product cadherin related family member 3 (gene CDHR3). The transcript is spliced from 16 exons. Bases 2763 to 5339 code for a protein of 858 amino acids. Gene Ontology annotation, cellular component: catenin complex; membrane. Gene Ontology annotation, biological process: homophilic cell-cell adhesion. Gene Ontology annotation, molecular function: cadherin binding; calcium ion binding. NCBI's taxonomy places the organism in Eukaryota, Metazoa, Chordata, Mammalia, Artiodactyla, Delphinidae. The record is from RefSeq and is a predicted model, not a curated record.